CUUUUAACAGAUAUUGGCUAAGCAGUAUGGUAAAUGUACAAAGGCGAUACAAAUGGCAUUAGUAAAAGAGGAUACACAGAACCAUAUAAUGCAGUCAAUACUACAUUAACUACUGAAGCCCAAUUACAGUACACUGAGAGUGGCUUUUAGAAGCAUUAGGACUUCCAGAAGAGCGAGAUCACCUGCUGUUUAUUGCCUAAAAGCUUCACCCUUUGCUUGCUGGGUUCAAGCAGUCAUUGUGUACCAAUGCUUUCCGUGCAGCCAAAAGGAAAGCAAAAAGGCUGUGCUGGCUGUAAUCGCAAGAUCAAGGACCGCUACCUGCUAAAGGCACUGGAUAAAUACUGGCAUGAAGACUGUCUAAAAUGUGCUUGUUGUGAUUGCCGCCUUGGAGAAGUUGGAUCAACUCUCUACACAAAAGCAAACCUAAUUCUCUGCCGCAGGGACUAUUUGAGGCUGUUUGGUACCACAGGGAAUUGUGCAGCGUGCAGCAAACUGAUCCCUGCCUUUGAGAUGGUGAUGAGAGCCCGUGAUAACGUCUACCAUUUGGACUGCUUUGCCUGCCAGCUCUGUAACCAGAGGUUUUGUGUGGGAGACAAAUUUUUUCUGAAGAACAACAUGAUCCUCUGUCAAAUGGACUAUGAGGAAGGGGCAAUGAAUGGAAGUUUUUCAUCACAAGUUCAAUGACCUGCCCAUGGCCUUCGAAAGCAAUUGUGGGAUAGAUGUUCAACAACACUUAAAGGAAAAUGAGGAGCAUCUGUCAGCUUGCUUGCAACACUUUAAUUAGUCUGGGAAGGACUAAAAGUAACUUUCUCCAACACGAGCAGUUAAGAUUUUAGAUGCACAGCUGUGCCUGUUUAGCUGGGCAGUGCUUUGCCUGUACGUUUUGUGAUGUUGGGUCUGGGAGGGUAUGUACAGUCUGUUUCUGUAUAUAUAAACUGGAACAUUUAUUUUACAUAAAUGUAAUGCAAUUUUAUUACUGGUGUGCAUUAAAGAAAAUUAAAUGUUCUUGCUUGUGAAAA
This is a messenger RNA of Callorhinchus milii (elephant shark), 1019 nucleotides long. RefSeq names its product LIM domain only 1 (gene lmo1). Gene Ontology annotation, cellular component: nucleus. The transcript has 4 exons. Lineage: Eukaryota; Metazoa; Chordata; Chondrichthyes; Chimaeriformes; Callorhinchidae. Bases 247 to 684 code for a protein of 145 amino acids. The record is from RefSeq and is a predicted model, not a curated record. Gene Ontology annotation, molecular function: DNA-binding transcription factor binding; transcription coactivator activity. Gene Ontology annotation, biological process: positive regulation of transcription by RNA polymerase II.